AUGCCUGUUGCGGCGAGAACAACCCGUCGGGCCGCGGCCACCAAUGAGAACGACGAGAACAGCACCACGCGUAUGACCACUAGAGCCGCCAAGUCUGUCCUCGGCGACCAGGGAAGAGUCACCAAGGGAGCUCCCCAGAGCAAGAAGAGCACGACUGUUUCCGCCAGCACUCGCAGCGCCCUCAAUGACCUGAGCAACCGGGCCAGAACCGAGACGGCGGUCGGCAAGAAGCCUGUUGCUGGCAAGACUAUGUUGGCUUCCAAGGCCCAGGCACCCACACAAAAGGCACCGGCGCGUGCCGCCACCAAAGUCCCCCCCAAAGAGUCCAAACGCGUCGAGAAGAGACCUUCCGCCACCAGCGGAACUGCUCAGAAGCGAAAGCUCUCCGCGCAAGAAAAGGAAAACCUCUUGGAGAUUGCCAAGGAGCCGGUUGACGAGGUCAAGGUCGAGAAGAAGCCCAUGGUCGUUGACAAGGCAACCACGGAGGUGCCGAACUUCAAUGACAUCGACGACGAGGACCGUGACGACCCUCUGAUGGUUGCCGAGUAUGCUACCGAGAUCUUUGAGUACCUGCGCGAGUUGGAAGGCAAGUCCAUCCCCAACUCUCGGUACAUGCAGCACCAGGAUGAGCUCGAAUGGAGCACACGAGGCAUCCUCGUGGACUGGCUCAUUGAGGUCCACACCCGCUUCCACCUCCUUCCCGAAACCCUCUUCCUCGCCGUCAACAUUGUCGACCGCUUCCUGUCGAAAAAGGUCAUCCAGCUCGACAACUUCCAAUUGGUCGGCAUCACUGCCAUGUUCAUCGCGUCCAAGUACGAGGAGGUUCUCUCUCCGUACAUUGGCAACUUCAAGAAGAUCACCAACGACGGAUUCACGGAAGAGGAGAUUCUCAGUGCCGAGCGCUUUGUGCUGAGCACGCUCGACUACGACCUCAGCUACCCCAAUCCCAUGAACUUUCUUCGUCGUGUUUCCAAGGCGGACAACUACGACAUUCAGUCGCGGACGAUUGGCAAGUAUCUCACCGAAAUCAGCCUGCUGGACCACCGCUUCAUGUCGUUUCCUCCCAGCCAGGUCGCCGCCGCUGCCAUGUACAUGUCGCGUCUGAUGCUUGACCGCGGUGAAUGGGACGAGAUGCUGGCGCACUAUGCCGGCUACACGGAAGAGGAGCUGGAGCCUGUGGUGCAGCUCAUGGUCGACUACCUUGCGCGGCCUGUCGUACACGAGGCGUUCUUCAAGAAGUACGCCAACAAGAAGUUCCUCAAGGCUUCAAUCAUCUCGCGCCAAUGGGCCAAGAAGAACGCGCCUAUCUUUGGCAUCACCGACACGGAUCUGUCGUUAUAUCACCUUGACGAAUAA
This is a messenger RNA of Cordyceps fumosorosea ARSEF 2679, 1356 nucleotides long. RefSeq names its product G2/mitotic-specific cyclin-B. The transcript has 2 exons. The record is from RefSeq and is a predicted model, not a curated record. Gene Ontology annotation, cellular component: centrosome; cytoplasm; cyclin-dependent protein kinase holoenzyme complex. Gene Ontology annotation, molecular function: cyclin-dependent protein serine/threonine kinase regulator activity. Gene Ontology annotation, biological process: G2/M transition of mitotic cell cycle; regulation of cyclin-dependent protein serine/threonine kinase activity. The coding region runs from base 1 to 1356 and encodes 451 amino acids. NCBI's taxonomy places the organism in Eukaryota, Fungi, Ascomycota, Sordariomycetes, Hypocreales, Cordycipitaceae.